AUUCGUUCAGUGCUGCUGCUGCCGUUGCUGGUUGAACGCGGAAUAAUAAUAAUGGCGGAACCGUGUUUUGUUAUUACGUGUGGACGAUAAUGGUUAUUUGUAUCCUGGCACGCGUGUGGGAGACUACGUUUCUGUUUGGAAAACAUCAAAAAAUAAGGACAAGCUGUUCCGAUGCGUCUUCGUCACGUCGCUAAUGUGAGGUGAUCCUGCUCGUUCUAUCUUGAAGAGACACGGAAUAUUUCGCAGCGUGUCACUACUCAGUGGAGUAAAUAGCAAUAUAGAUAUAGAUUUAUAUAUACAUAUAUAUAUAUUAUACACAUACACAUAUAAUAUAUAUAUAUAUCUACCGUACCGCGAAUUCUUCGAUGUUACGAAACUAACUUGCGAACCAGCUUUCCCACCGCAAAUGGGAAAGAUGAACGAGAGAUUUGUCAGACGGCGCAGACGGGUCGGGAGUUAUUUUUGAUUAACGCUCUCCCGUUGUCUCGCGCGUGUCGUGAUGUGAAAGUGGAUCGACGUAUGUACGUGUGCUCGCCCACCACGCGUACGUGCGUGCGUUUAACUCUUGUGCCUGAUAAAUAGAGAGUUCCCCGAAUUUUUUUUCCCCCCUAAUCAUUCAUCAUGGUGCACGGCGCGAUCCCGAGCGCGUACAAAUACAACUUUUGGGCGGAGAGGCCCGGGGAUGCACAGGAGCCCGCGGUGGUGGAACUCACGUGCCUCAUGCCAAACGGUGUUGUCAUACCGUUUGAGAUCAAUCGCAAUAUUACCUUGGAUCAGAUCAAGGAGGAUCUGUGGGACGAGGCUAGCAAGUACCCUCUACAUGGAACGUUGAAAGAUGCACCAUCGUAUGUAUUUUCGUGCAUCAACUCAAAUGCAGAGGUAGAAGAAUUGCGCGAUGAAACGAGACGUCUCUGUGAUAUAAAGCCGUUUUGUUCGGUGUUAAAAGUUAUAGAACGCGAAGGUAUAAAAAGCGAUAGGAAUUUAGAUUCGCAAAUCGGUCUCUUAAUCGGCAAAGGUCUGCACGAGUUCGCCGCCCUAAAAAAUUCCGAGGUAAAUGACUUCAGAUGGAAAAUGCGUCUUUUGGGGGACGAUGUGGCUUUAAGUAGACAAAAGAGAAGUUGGACGGAAAAGGUGCAUUAUCAGUUUCCAUCGAAGAUAGCGCCAGUGCCGACUAUACCUAAGAAUAUCGAGAGUCGUUUGAAGGACGGAAAUAUCGUUUUGGUCACUAAAUUCGAAAACUCAGAAACAGCGUUUACCUUUCAAGUACCACAUAGCAUUACGCCGCCUGAAUUACUCGAGAUAAUCUUGAACAAAAGAGCGAACACUCUUAAUACUCGGGGUGAACAACCGAACGACUUUACGCUUAAGAUUUGCGGACAGGAGGAAUAUUUGAUCGGCGACAAAACGCCGCUCAUACAAUUUAGCUAUAUUCAAGAUUGCCUAGCGAAAGACAUCACACCUACGUUGGUUACGCUCAGCAAACAGAGCGUACCUGUGGACCAAGAUAACGCCUUUGACAAUCCGGAAGUGGACACCUUGCAGCGUACAAAACCGUCGUCUUCCACAUUAACAUUGCGCAAGAAGGGCAAGCACAUUUCGGCGUGGAAACUCGAAGAACCUUUCGUUUUUACCGUCAAUGGAAUUUCUCGACUUAAUUGCGACGCCGCUCAUCGUACUGUAGAGAUUGGACUACAAGCUGGCCUUUUUCACGGUGGAAAAUCUCUCUGUGAAAGUCAGAAAACCAAAGAAAUUAUUGUAAAUCCCGAUGGUAGUUGCGAAUGGGAAGAGACUCUCAAAUUCGACAUCAAAGUCAGAGAUAUACCGCGAAUGGCACGGCUAUGUUUUGUAUUGUAUGAAAUCAGCAAGACUGCAAAGGGAUUAAAGAGUAGAAAACUGGUCAGGGAUUCGAAGCAGGAGUUCUUUAUAAAUCCUUUAUGUUGGGCGAAUACAACUAUAUAUGAUUUUAAAUCCCAGUUGAAAACCGGGGCUAUGACAUUGUAUACGUGGACUUAUGCGGAAGAUAUACAAAAUGACGAUUUACUUCAUCCUCUCGGGACAGUGGUCUCGAAUCCUCAUAUAGACAGAGCAGCCGCUCUUAUGUUAACGUUUCCAAAUUAUGGAAAAGAUCAAUGUGUUCUUUAUCCUACACCGGAGAAAAUGGUCGAAUAUGCCCAAACGUUGCGGGAACAAUCAACAAACGAACGCACGACUAAAGACGAACUAAAUCAGGAAUCCGAUGUUAGUCAACAAUUGGAUCAAUUGAGAUUAUUAACUGACCGGGAUCCGUUGCACGAAUUACACGAGCAAGAAAAGAAGACAAUGUGGACGUUGAGGCAUCAUUGUCUUCGUGAAAUUCCGACGCUUUUAGCUAAACUAUUACAAUGCGUAGAAUGGAACGAUCAUAGAGAAGUCGCGGAGGCUACGGCACUUAUACAACAAUGGCCAAAAUUGCCAACGGAAAAGGCUUUGGAAUUAUUAGAUUAUGCUUAUGCCGAUCAAAAUGUUCGAAAUUUUGCGGUUCGUUGUUUAAAGGACGUCACCGACGAUGAUCUCAGUCUUUACCUGCUGCAACUCGCUCAGGCCUUGAAACAUGAAAAUUAUCUGGCGUGUCCUUUGACGGAGUUUCUCUUGAAACGGGCACUUAACAAUCAAAGGAUAGGACACUUCUUAUUUUGGCAUUUAAGGUCAGAAAUGCAAGUCGGCUCCGUGUCAGUUCGUUUCGGUCUCAUAUUGGAAGCGUACUGCAGAGGAAGUCAACAGCAUAUGCGAUCGCUAUUCAGGCAGGUCACAUGUUUGGAUAAAUUGAGGAGUGUCUCGGAACAAGUGAAGCUGAAAAAGGAUCGUAAAGCUGCUCUCCAAGGGUUUCAAGAUUUUAUCCAGGAACCGCACUGUCAAGAGGCGAUAUCCAACGUCCUCAAUCCUCUCGACCCGAGUUUCAGGUGGAAUCGCAUCAAACUCGAAAAGUGUCGAGUAAUGGACAGCAAGAUGCGACCGCUGUGGCUAGUUUUCGAAAAUAGCGAUCCUUUCGGCGAAGAUAUCUACUUAAUCCUCAAACACGGAGAUGACUUGAGGCAAGAUAUGCUGACACUCCAAAUGCUACGUAUUAUGGAUAAACUCUGGAAGAAGGAGGGCUUAGACUUGCGCAUGAAUCCAUACGGUUGUAUAUCUACGGAGAAUAGAGUCGGGAUGAUAGAGGUAGUAUUGAAUGCAGAAACGAUCGCGAACAUCCAGAAGGAGAAGGGCACGUUCUCUGCGACAGCGGCCUUCAGGAGAGGUUCUUUACUAGCUUGGCUAAAAGACCAUAAUCAUACGGAAACGGCAUUAAACAAAGCGAUCGAGGAAUUUACCUUGAGUUGUGCGGGUUACUGCGUCGCGACCUACGUUCUCGGAAUAGCCGACAGACAUUCUGACAAUAUAAUGGUUAAGAAGACUGGACAAUUGUUUCACGUCGAUUUCGGUCAUAUCUUGGGCCACUUUAAGGAGAAGUUUGGAUUCAGACGCGAACGUGUACCCUUUGUUCUUACCAACGACUUUGUACACGUUAUAAAUAAGGGCCAAACGAAGAAGGGUCACGCCGCCGAGUUUCAAAGAUUUCAGAGCUACUGUGAGCAAGCCUUUUUGGUUUUGCGUCAACACGGGGGACUUAUAUUGUCCCUAUUCGCUAUGAUGAUAUCUACCGGACUGCCUGAACUCUCAUCGGAGAAAGAUCUGAAUUAUCUUAGAGACACCUUGGUCCUAGAAAUGUCCGAAAAUGAAGCGCAAAAGCAUUUUAGAGGCAAAUUCGACGAGGCCCUCUGCAAUUCGUGGAAAACGUCAUUGAAUUGGGCAUCGCAUAAUAUGUCCAAGAAUAAUAAGACUACGUGAACGGCGACGACAAUCGUAUUUUGCGCCAAUGAGUCUUGAAAGCACUUGAAAAUGCAAGUCACAAACACAUCAUCGAACAGCGUGUGCGUUAUCAAUGUUAAGGUGAACGCUCUGACAUAUUUGAGCAUGUCGCGAUCGACUGCUUGUUUGGGACACCUGUGGACUAGAGUAAAGACUAUCUUCGUUUCCGUAACUCCGACACUGUCGUUAAGAUUAGACAAUUUUUGGCGACCGCGACCAGUAUACACUUAAGACUGUAUAAAAUCAUUGCUGCUGCUGCUGCUGGCGUCAGCGGAUGUCAUAUUUAUCCGAGAGAGAGAGUUGAUUUAGUAAAAUUAUCUCUCGAGACUCGAAGAUACGUUAGGCUCGUACUUUUUUUCGGAGUCUUAUUACCCUACGCAGCACGAGCAGUCGGUGCCUACGUUCGGUAUAGUAAUACAUUCUUCAACGACGGACGUACGGUACAUAUCACUGAACAGGAUUUUUAAGUUUCGCUCAGCUAAGGUUUAGAUUAAGUUUGAAAUUCCGUCGAGUGAUCUUAAAUCGUGUAAAAUAAGAAACUGGUUUUCUUUCGUAAAACUAAGAGGGAGGGGGGGUUUAUUCUCAAAAUAUUUAUUCGCGAUACGCCAAGUAUGUCUGUGAGAUUGACAUACGUGAAUUUAUUUCGCUUGCAACACGAAAUAAACCGUUAAAGUCUUACAUUCUCUCCGUCAACGUCAAGAUCUUUUCACUAGAUUUUUGACUAUACAAAAACUAUAUAGCGAACUGAAGAUCUUUAUUAUUUGUCAAACGUGAUACGGAAGAAUGCAACAACGCAUCGCAAUGUUUUUUGUAAUUCAAAAAGAAACUUGGCGAUCGUUUCGAUAAUGGACGAUGCGGUCUUUCUCGCAUCAUCCAUUGGCAAUGACAGUGUGAUAACCCAAAGCAAUAUCUAUUUUGCAAAACUGUGACACGACGAAGCAGCACCGAUGAAGAAAAAAAGAAAGAUCGUGAUCUACCACGAGCGAUCCUUAUUCUGGGAUAAUCCAGUAUUUCCUUUGAGUAUCUCGAUUGCGCGAAAUUAACUGCUGAUUUGCGUAGGUGCGUCACUGCCGACUGAAAAUAUUCUUUUGUCACGUCUUACAUUUAUUUCUUAUUCCGAGAGCAAAAAGAAAUGAUAGUUUCAUGCCGAUGACAAGUGAAAUCUUUCCUAAUUAUAUCACGCGUGCGAUAUCGUGUUUGAGAUGCAUACAUAUAUAGAUAUAUGAAAAUAACGCGAAAUCACACACACUACAAGAGAUACAUAUAUAAAUAUAUAUAUUUUGAUAAAUAUACUGCAAUCCACAUAUUAUAGCGAUAUAGUUGAAUCAGUAGGGCCACAUUCAUACUUCAGCGCUGUCCUACGUAAUAGACCGCUACGCUUUCUUAAAAAAAUAAAAAAUAAAAAAAACGGCUCUAAAAACGACGACACGACCGUACCGCGUUCUUCUCACACACAAUACAUAUAUACACACACAUACACAUAAUGUAAGAUAAGAUAAUGAUCUCUAAUACACUCUAGGAAAGAGAAAAAAAAAUAAAUAAUGUUGCAGACUGCGUCACACAAUGUCGCAUAUAUCCAUAUCAUCAUCAUAAUCAUCAUCAUCCUCUUAACUAGUGCAUUACAUUGAAAUUGUUUACAGAGAGAGUAACUCCUCAUCUAUAUAUAAACACGCAUAAUAUUAUACAUAUAGGAGCGAUAGAUAAUACAUGUACGUGUGUACAUCUCUCGAAAUCCCUCGACCGAAUUUUUGAUUUUCGAUAUCUUAAUCUUCGCCGAACGGAUUUUGUAAAAAAAAAAAGAAAAAAAUAUAAAAGUCCAACUGGGGACUCUGUAUGUAUAUAGGAGAGAUAGGGUGAUACCGUGCACACGACUGCGAACUGACGGAGAGGGGCGUUCCUCGUAUAUAUCUUCGUAGACACGCAGGUGAUGUGUAUACACGCAUCCGCGAUACCGCGAGGAAGAGAAGCCGGGUUCUCUCUCUUUCGUUCCUUUAAAAGCGUGACACUGUACUGUCUCGUGCGCGAUUUUCGUCGCUCUCGCAAUUUUCUUUUUACUUUUUUUUCUUCUUUCAUCGUAUCGCAACGAUAUUGGAAUAUUGUAAUUUUUUGUACAACGUGCACAUAGAGAGAGAGAGAGAGAGAGAGAGAUCUGUAUUGGUCGAUGUCUGUCUUGUAAAUAAAAACCCGAAUUUUUCGAAA
Messenger RNA from Nylanderia fulva, 6084 nucleotides. It is a transcript of the gene Pi3K92E, whose product is annotated as phosphatidylinositol 3-kinase 92E. The record is from RefSeq and is a predicted model, not a curated record. Gene Ontology annotation, cellular component: cytoplasm; phosphatidylinositol 3-kinase complex; plasma membrane. Lineage: Eukaryota; Metazoa; Arthropoda; Insecta; Hymenoptera; Formicidae. Gene Ontology annotation, biological process: phosphatidylinositol 3-kinase/protein kinase B signal transduction; cell migration; phosphatidylinositol-mediated signaling. Gene Ontology annotation, molecular function: 1-phosphatidylinositol-4-phosphate 3-kinase activity; 1-phosphatidylinositol-3-kinase activity.